ACGGCCAUCUAUGCGACCAAGAUGCUCAUCCUGGCAGCUCUGUUGGACAUCGCGGGUCUACAUCAACUGGCUCAAUUGGGGCAUUCUUUGAAGCCACACUGAAUAUUGGUGAAAAGCGAAAUUUCAUGUUGACUAAUCAUCACGUGAUGGUCUUAGCAGAUGAACAUGAACCCCUUUCGAGGUCAGUGGGAUUCAACAGGCUCACCCGAUAUGCUUUCGCUUUCCCCUCAAGACAUUAAAGCAACUCGCAAAUACCACAAGGACACAAUUAAAUCCUUGGGAAAGCAAAUAAUUCAUCUCAAGGAACGCGACCGAUCACAGCUUACUCUUGACGCGCUCCAAAAGCAUGAUGAGAAAUUCUCAGCUCUGAAAGCACAAAAGAAAGAUUACGAAAGACACUUACCAACUCUUGUCAAGCACAAUCCAAAAUGGUCUCUAGCAAGCCGUGCUGAAUCAUCAGGAUGGCGCUCAGAUCCGAAUGGAUGGCAGAUGGAUUGGGGACUUGCAACUCUCAUCAAGAAUGUUACUUCUCCAAAUAGACUUCCGGAAUGGGAAUUCACAAAGGGAGAGAUAGCUCUAGGUAUCGCGAACGUAAUUGCAGAAGAAUUCCCCAUCGUUUUCCCUUCGUCCCUCACCACUAUUAGCGAUGUUUCUUUACAAUCCGAAGAACUCGUAAUUAAGUAUGGCCGCACAACGGGCUGGACUCUUGGAAAGGUCAAUGGAUGCGACUCAUACCACUUUGAUUGGCAAGCUGACACAGUAACGUCGAGGUCUCUCUCUAUUGUUGGCCUUAAUAAUAUCCCAUUCAGUAGAGCAGGCGAUUCUGGUUCUAUGAUUCUGAACAGAAAAGGAGAGGCAGUAGCAUUACUGUUUGCUGGUAAUCUUCUCUCAAAAGAAUCAGUUAAUGGUUUGGCAUUUGCAGUUAGUAUGGAGGCGACUAUCGCAGAUAUCAAACGCCGGACACCGGUAAUUGAUAUGAAGCUACUUAGUUAGGCAUUUCUCGUGUUGAACUCUGGUUUGUACAUAGCUAGUACAAUCGGCAGAGCAUGUUGUGUACAAGUAUGCGAAGAGCAAUAAUAAAAUCGAGAUUAAUAAUUACGUGCUC
Messenger RNA from Mollisia scopiformis, 1105 nucleotides. RefSeq lists its product as uncharacterized. Lineage: Eukaryota; Fungi; Ascomycota; Leotiomycetes; Helotiales; Mollisiaceae. The record is from RefSeq and is a predicted model, not a curated record. Bases 160 to 993 code for a protein of 277 amino acids. The transcript has 2 exons.